UUGGAAAAUGGGAGAAUUGCUUCUCUUUGGCUUAUUACCCUACAGACAAGUGUAUUAAACUGAACAGAAAAUGUUUAAAGAAAACAAAAACAAAAUCUAGCAGUACAGAGUGGUAGCACGUGGGACACAUUUUGGGGUGAAGAGAAUAUAAAUCUUCUACUGAGUGAAAAAAUCUUUCUUAAAGUUACAUAUAGUCCAAGAAAAAAACCCCAAAUGUUUUUAUAUUUUGUUUGAGUAUAAAAUUAAGCAAGAAGUUUCCAUAAAAGCUUCGUGGCCGUCACCAUGUUCUGGAAGUUUGACUUGAACACCACAUCCCACGUCGACAAACUGUUGGAUAGGGAGGAUGUGACGUUGCGAGAGUUAAUGGAUGAAGAUGAUAUCCUGCAGGAGUGCAAGGCUCAGAACCAGAAGCUGCUGGGCUUCCUCUGCAGGCAGCGGUGUAUGGAGGAGCUAGUGAGCCUCAUUACACAGGACCCGCCCCUGGACAUGGAGGAGAAGGUCCGCUUCAAGUAUCCAAACACAGCCUGUGAGCUGCUGACUUGUGAUGUGCCGCAGAUCAACGACAGACUAGGAGGGGAUGAGACUCUGCUGAACCUUCUUUACGAUUUCUUGGACCACGAGCCGCCUCUCAAUCCUCUGCUCGCCAGUUUUUUCAGCAAGACCAUUGGUAAUCUCAUUGCAAGAAAAACUGAACAGGUGAUUCAGUUCUUGAAGAGGAAGCACGGGUUCAUCAGCCUGGUGUUGAAGCACAUCGGCACCUCGGCCCUCAUGGACCUGCUGCUGCGCCUCGUCAGCUGCGUGGAGCCGGCUGGGCUCCGGCAGGACGUCCUGCAUUGGCUUAAUGAAGAGAAGAUCAUCCAGAGACUCGUGGAAUUGAUCCAUCCGAGUCAGGAUGAAGAUAGACAGUCCAACGCCUCUCAGACCCUCUGUGACAUCAUCAGGCUGGGCAGAGAGCAGGGCGGUCAGCUGCAGGAGGCUCCGGAGCCCGACCCCCUCCUCACAGUGCUGGAGUCGCAGGAGUGCGUGGAGCAGCUUCUGAAGAACAUGUUUGACGGAGACCAGACUGAGAGCUGCCUCGUUAGUGGGACUCAGGUGUUACUUACCUUGUUGGAGACAAGGCGGGCUGGGACAGAGGGCUUGGUGGACUCCUUUUCUCAGGGACGGGAAGGGCUGUGUACUGUCAGCAGCGGUGUACUGCACGGCAUUGAGCCACGGCUGAAGGACUUCCACCAGCUUCUGCUCAGCCCGCCGAAGAAAACAGCAAUCCUGACCACCAUCGGCGUGCUGGAGGAGCCUCUGGGGAACGCCCGUCUGCACAGUGCCCGCCUCACAGCCGCGCUGCUGCACACAAACACGCCCAGCAUCAACCAGGAGCUCUGCCGGCUCAACACCAUGGGUUUGCUGCUGGACCUGUUUUUUAAGUACACUUGGAAUAACUUCUUGCACUUCCAAGUGGAACUAUGCAUUGCCGCCAUCCUGUCCCACGCUGCCCGGGAGGACAGGGCGGAAGCCAGCGGACCGGAGAGCGGGGUGCAGCUUCUGCCCGGGAACGGGGGCCCAGACACCACCCCGCCUGCCGCCAGCCGCCCUGAGAGCACAAUGGUGACCCACCUGUUCCAGAAGUGCUGCCUGGUCCAGAGGAUCCUGGAGGCCUGGGAAGCCAAUGAUCAUGCUCAGGCAGCGGGCGGCAUGAGGCGCGGCAACAUGGGCCACCUUACCCGGAUCGCCAACGCGGUGGCGCAGAACCUGGAGAAGGGCCCCAUGCAGACCCACAUCAGCGACGUCAUCCGAGGGCUCCCUGCGGACUGCCGAGGGCGCUGGGAGAACUUUGUGGAGGAGACCCUGGCGGAGACCAACCGCAGGAACGCUGUGGACCUGGUAAGCACCCACCACCUUCACCCCUCGAGUGAGGAUGAGGACAUGGAGGGCGUUUUCCCUAAUGAGCUGUCCCUGCAGCAGGCUUUCUCCGAGUAUCAGGUCCAGCAGAUGACGGCCACCUUCGUGGAUCAGUUUGGCUUCAACGACGAGGAGUUUGCUGACCAGGAUGACAGUGUCAAUGCUCCCUUUGAUAGGAUCGCGGAGAUCAACUUCAGCAUUGAUGCUGACGAGGACAGUCCCAGCGCAGCUCUGUUUGAGGCCUGCUGCAGUGACCACAUCCAGCCCUUUGAUGAUGACGAGGAGGAUGACAUCUGGGAGGACAAGGAGAUGCACUGCACUGCCCGGGUGACGGCCAGAGCCAGGUUUGGGGGUCCUCACACCUCAGAGAGCUGUUCCAAGAAUGGCCUGGAGCGUGGAGGCCAGGACAGGAAGGAGGGUUUGGAAGCAGACAAGGAUGCCGCUCGGGCAGGUGCCCCUCUGGCUUCUACCCAGAAGGAAGGUCCUCGCUUGGAGGGUGGCUCAGAAGCAGGCACCUCGUGGACGGUGUUUGACGAGCCGGUGAACUCGCCGGCACCGGCCCCGGGAGUGGCGGUGGAUGUGGGUUCCAACGUGUGGGCAGCCAGCACCCCCAGCUCCUCGGCUUUGGAGGAAAAAGGCUGGGCCAAGUUCACCGACUUCCAGCCUUUCUGCUGCUCCGAGUCGGGGCCUAGGUGCAGCUCCCCAGUGGACAUGGGCCACGGCGAUGCCCAGGAUGGCCCGAAGCAGGGCCCCGAGAGAGCCCUAGGCCCGGCUUCCCCAUGUGCCUGGAGCGCCUGUGUCACCAGGAAGGCCCCCUUGGUGGUCUCCGACCACAGUGAGGACGAGCAGAAGAUGGCUGGUGCCUUGGAAGCUGUCAGUCUGGGUCCCAGCCGGGAGGCUCCCCUGCUGCCCGCAUCAGUCCCCAGACAGGAUGGGGGUGUCUGAAGACCUCGUUGGGCCACGUGAACUCUGACUGCAGGCAUCCUCCCAGCAAGCUUCUCCCCACGCAUCCCUCCCUCAGGCACAGGAAGAAGGUCCAGGCCUUUGGGAUCUAUCGUUGGACCGACCCCUGGCUGGGUCUGGUGGGCUGGGGGGCGGGGAGUGGGGGGAGUGUUAAGGAGCUGUGAGUUGUGAAAAUAGGGAACUGGGGGCCGGUGGGCACUUGAGAGAGGUGGUGGUGGAGCCGAAGCUUAUAGGGGCAAGGGGGAAGGUCCCCCGGCAGAAUCCCAGCAGGAGGGGACAAAGACCAGGUACAUGACUGCGUGAGUGGUGUGGUCUCUCCUUCCCCCACAGCCCGCUGCCCCAGCCCUGGGGGUCCCAAAUGGUUUUGGGGCUUGGUCCAUCCCAUUGGUGGGGGUCUACUCUGGCUCACAGCACACUCGUUCUCAGGACCUCAAACAACAUGGCCUGUCCUCGUUAGCCCCCUGCCCUUGGGGGGCACAGCCUGGAGCCAGCGGGGUCUCAGUGUUUACAAGCGUGGGUCAGACGAGGGGGCAGGGCACCAGGGCCCAUGCAUGGUGGCUCUUGGAUUACAGGUGCACAUCGGGUUCUUGAAUGGGUUUAAUUCUUUCUCAAAGUUCAGAAUCACUGCAAGUCUUAAAACCUCUUCCUUUUUUCCUGACUCCCCCACCUACAAACCACCUCUGCUCUGAAAAGCAAGUAUGGUCAUUGUGAAAGCAAGCAUGCAUUUCCAGGGCUGUCUGCACCAGCAUUCCCAGCCAGCCUGUGGGGAACCCCCAGGUGAUGCCCAUCUGGGCCAACACGUGGUCACCAAGGCUUAGGGUCUGUUUCUUAUGCUGUCCGUGGCUGCUCCACCCUGCCUGGCUCCCAGGGGUCUUGUGUGGUUGGAGGUGGUCUCACAUGUACCAGAAGCAAGCACUGGGCAGGUGUGGGCUGAAUGGGGAGCCACGGGCUCACUCUCCUGCUGGGCUGCAGCGAGGAGGGCCAGUGUCCUGAGGUCACCUAUUCUUGCCCUCUCCAGGCGUGGGAGGGAGCGUUCCUGGGCACAUGGCCUGCGGGCCCUCCCAUAACCCGGCGUGGGGCUGGGGGCUGUCUGGAGAGGGACCAGGUGUCGGGGGGCAAGCUUGGGAUGCGCGCCGCCUGGAAGGUCUGGGGCCUCAGUGGACAGGCAGGUUGUCUGGUGCUUUUAGCACUUGGGGACGCAGAGCUGCCUUGGCCA
Messenger RNA from Leptonychotes weddellii (Weddell seal), 4075 nucleotides. The record is from RefSeq and is a predicted model, not a curated record. Lineage: Eukaryota; Metazoa; Chordata; Mammalia; Carnivora; Phocidae.